AUGCCGGAGGACCGACUCACCAGGUUGGAAAACCAGGUCCAACAGCUAACUGAGUUGUUGAUUGGUUAUCUACACCAGGCUGAACAACAUCGUUCGCAUGUGCCCUCUCAGCGAGCGGAGCAUCAAUCACCUCCUCCUGCUCGAGAGCCUCGUCAAUCCCGCCAGACGGGCCAAGAAAUCCACUCCUCCGAGGCGGCAGGAUCCACUUCUGCCCCCUCGCGAGAAAGAGGGACUUCGCAGGAGAGCUGGGAAGAGCUGAAGACUUGUUUCCUAGCCCAUUACGCUCCCUUAAAGCGCCACCGGAAGUCUUUCAUGGCUCUGGUGAACAUCAAGCAAAAUCAGGGUGAAUCCCUAAGGGAUUUCGUGGCUAGGUUCAAUGAGGAGGCGUUGAGCAUUGACGAGUUUGAUCAACGGAUCGCCAUGGUGGCUCUCCAGAAUGGCUUGAGGGCUGGACCAUUCGCUCAGUCCUUGGCUAAGACUCCACCUCGUACUUUCACAGAAGCCCUUACACGGGCUAAUAAGUACAUCAAUGCGGAAGAGGUGAUGAAGGUGAAGAGGGCUGAACAGCCUGAUAAGAAGGAAAGAGAGAAGGAGAAGAAAAAGCCGAUGGUGGAACAGAAGACGGACUACCCCCCCUCCCGAGCUCCAGAUCGCUCGGGUUUUGGGGGUGCAUGGGGAAGCCCGGUGAGUUACACUCCCCUCAACGCCAGUCGAGCAGAGAUUUUACUAGCAUUAGAGGAUAAGGAUUAUCUGCGGCGUCCUCCACCGUUGAGGUCUCCACCCAACACUCGAAGUAAAAAGAAAUAUUGUCGUUUUCAUCGCGACCAUGGUCAUGUUACAGAGGACUGCAUCCAGUUAAAAGAAGAGAUUCAGGAGCUUAUCAACCGGGGUUACCUCCAAGAUUUCGUUGACCAAGAAGGCAUGAGUUCGGGUAGAGUUGAGUCCAAGUCAGAUAAUAGGAGGUCUCCCACUCGGGAUCGCUUCUGA
Molecule: messenger RNA, 987 nt
Organism: Diospyros lotus (date-plum)
Lineage: Eukaryota; Viridiplantae; Streptophyta; Magnoliopsida; Ericales; Ebenaceae
Exons: 2
Coding region: 1-987 (328 amino acids)
Source: RefSeq, a predicted model, not a curated record